Molecule: messenger RNA, 8659 nt
Organism: Jatropha curcas
Lineage: Eukaryota; Viridiplantae; Streptophyta; Magnoliopsida; Malpighiales; Euphorbiaceae
Gene: GRV2
Product: DNAJ heat shock N-terminal domain-containing protein
Biological process (GO): endosome organization; regulation of early endosome to late endosome transport; receptor-mediated endocytosis
Cellular component (GO): endosome membrane
Source: RefSeq, a predicted model, not a curated record
CUCCCGCAAAAACUUUUGACAGUAAGGUCUCUCAAACAGCACCAGCACCAGCGCCAACAUAGCAGGAACUUCUUCUUCGUCGUUGUCGUCCUAGCUGCCUCUCUUUCUCUUCUUUUUCCAUUAUUUCAGCUCAUGAACCCUAAAUUAAGAUCUCCAAUUUUUUCUUCUUAAUUCUUAUUCUACUCUAAAUUACUGUUAUUGUUAUUAUUAUUUUCAUGUCAAUUGGAUUUCAUAAUUUCUCCAGCGAUCCAUCCAAUCAGAGUGGCGAAUCGGUAAUCACAGCCGAAAACUGGGUGCGAAUCAGUCUCGGUCUCACCCCCAACCCGGCGUGGGACUUUGGUUCUUUAGCCGCUCCAACAAUGCCCCUCGCACCCAUACCCUUCACUACCUAGAACAACAGCAACACCACCACAAUCUACAAUCUGUGACCUAUCACGCACCUGAUCACUCUCGCCCUUCUUCAAUGGAACCAUCUAAUUCUUCUACUCUUCCUCCUUCUAGUGCUUCUUCCAAUUCGGCCCCUCCUCUUCAGGAAGAGCCUGAGUACCUUGCCCGUUACCUCGUCGUUAAGCACUCAUGGCGAGGUAGGUAUAAGAGGAUUUUGUGUAUAUCUAAUGUUUCGAUUAUUACUUUGGACCCUAAUACGCUCUCGGUUACUAACUCUUAUGAUGUGGGGAGUGAUUUUGACGGCGCGUCUCCGAUUAUUGGACGCGAUGAGAAUUCGAAUGAGUUUAAUUUGAGUGUGAGGACUGACGGGAAAGGUAAAUUUAAAGGGAUGAAGUUUUCGUCGAGGUAUAGGGCUAGUAUUUUGACUGAGUUGUAUAGAAUUCGGUGGAAUAGACUUAGUGCUGUGGCGGAGUUCCCUGUUCUUCAUCUGAAGCGAAAAAAUGGCAAUUGGGUUCCUUUUAAAUUGAAAGUUACUCACAUUGGGGUUGAAUUGAUUGACUUAAAGUCUGGGGAUCUACGCUGGUGCUUGGAUUUUAGAGAUAUGAAUUCCCCUGCCAUUAUUGCCCUUUCCGAUGUUUAUGGAAAGAAAGCAAGUGAUUGUGGAGGUUUUGUUCUUUGCCCUUUAUAUGGAAGGAAGUCUAAAGCUUUUCAAGCUGCUUCAGGAACCACUAACUCUGCAAUUAUCUCAAACUUGACUAAAACUGCCAAGUCAACAGUUGGGAUAAUACUAUCUGUGGACAAUUCUCAAACCCUUACUGUGUUGGAGUAUAUCAAGCAAAGGGUGAAGGAAGCAGUUGGAGCAGAGGAAACCCCUUGCGGGGGUUGGUCUGUAACAAGGUUACGUUCUGCUGCUCAUGGAACUCUAAAUGUUCCUGGAUUGAGUUUGGGAGUUGGCCCAAAAGGUGGACUUGGAGAGCAUGGUGAUGCUGUAUCUCGUCAACUCAUUCUAACAAAGGUUUCGAUUGUUGAAAGGCGGCCAGAAAACUAUGAAGCUGUUAUUGUCCGUCCUUUAUCUGCAGUAAGCUCGCUUGUUCGAUUUGCUGAGGAGCCCCAAAUGUUUGCUAUUGAGUUCAAUGAUGGUUGUCCUAUCCAUGUUUAUGCAAGCACGUCUCGUGAUAGUUUACUCGCAGCAGUUCGAGAUGUGUUGCAAACAGAAGGUCAAUGCCCAGUACCUAUAUUACCAAGGCUGACAAUGCCUGGUCAUCGUAUUGAUCCACCUUGUGGGAGAGUUCAUUUAUUGGUCGGAUCACAGCGCCCUAUUGCCGACAUGGAAAGUGCAUCCAUGCAUUUGAAACAUUUAGCUGCUGCUGCUAAAGAUGCUGUUGCUGAGGGUGGUUCAAUCCCUGGUUCAAGAGCUAAAUUGUGGCGUAGAAUAAGGGAAUUCAAUGCUUGUGUUCCAUAUACGGGAGUUCCUCAUAAUAUUGAAGUGCCUGAGGUAACUUUGAUGGCCUUGAUCACAAUGCUUCCAGCUACACCAAAUCUUCCUCCAGAGUCUCCUCCUCUGCCACCUCCUUCGCCUAAAGCAGCUGCAACAGUUAUGGGUUUUAUUGCUUGUUUACGUAGAUUAUUGGCUUCAAGGACUGCAGCUUCACAUGUGAUGUCUUUUCCUGCUGCUGUUGGAAGAAUUAUGGGUCUACUUAGGAAUGGUUCUGAAGGUGUAGCUGCUGAAGCGGCAGGGCUUGUUGCAGCUCUUAUUGGUGGUGGUCCUAUGGAUCCAAGUUUGUUAACAGAUACCAAGGGAGAGAGGCAUGCCACAAUAAUGCACACAAAGUCCGUUUUGUUCGCUCAUAAUGGUUAUAUUAUUAUCCUUGCAAACAGGUUGAAACCUAUGUCUGUAUCACCCUUAUUGUCAAUGGCUGUUGUUGAAGUUCUUGAGGCUAUGAUAUGUGAACCACAUGGUGAAACUACCCAGUACACUGUUUUUGUUGAAUUGUUAAGGCAAGUGGCUGGUUUGCGGCGGCGGUUAUUUGCAUUGUUUGCGCAUCCUGCUGAAAGUGUAAGGGAAACGGUUGCCGUGAUCAUGCGUACUAUUGCAGAAGAAGAUGCAAUUGCGGCAGAAUCUAUGCGUGAUGCUGCUCUGCGUGAUGGUGCUUUGCUGAGGCAUUUAUUGCAUGCUUUUUACCUUCCUGCCGGUGAGCGACGUGAUGUUAGCCGACAACUUGUUGCUCUUUGGGCCGAUUCCUAUCAACCAGCUUUAGAUCUGUUGUCUCGGGUUCUGCCUCCUGGGCUUGUUGCUUAUUUGCGCACACGUUCUGACGGAGUCCAAUUAGAUGAUGCAAAUCAAGAAGGAUCGUUGGUUAGUAGGAGACAGAGACGUUUACUUCAACAGCGGAGAGGCCGUGCAGGUAGAGGAAUUACUGCUCAAGAACAUCCCAUACCUAACGUUAGUAAUUAUGAAGUUGGUGAUCCAGUAAGGCAGCCAAAUUCUGCUGGUUUUAAAGGAUUAGAUAGCUAUCAAAAAUCUGUAGUGGAUCUCAAUUCUGGACAACCUUCUACUAUUCACACGGUUGAAAACUUGACCAGUGAUAUUCCUUCGCACAGUGACAAUUUGCUUCCUUCAGCUGAUACAUCUUCAACCAAUAUAAAUGAAAAGGCAGAACCAAGUGCUUCUAAUUCAGUUGAAUCUGAUGUUAAUGCGGCUGGUCUCCAGAACACAGGCCUCCCAGCCCCUGCACAGGUGGUUGUGGAGAAUACACCAGUGGGUUCUGGUCGGCUACUUUGUAAUUGGCAUGAAUUUUGGCGAGCAUUCAGCCUUGACCACAAUCGUGCAGAUCUAAUCUGGAAUGAGCGCACAAGGCAAGAAUUGAGGGAGGCUUUGCAGGCUGAGGUUCAUAAACUAGAUGUUGAGAAGGAACGUAGUGAAGACAUUGUUCCUGGAGUGGCUACAGUUGAGACACUGACUGGGCAAGAUAGUGUGCCACAGAUAUCUUGGAACUAUUCUGAGUUCUCUGUCAGUUAUCCUAGCUUGUCCAAAGAAGUAUGUGUGGGGCAAUAUUAUCUGCGUCUGCUACUUGAUAGUGGCAGCAGUGGUAGAGCACAAGAUUUUCCACUGCGUGAUCCUGUAGCUUUCUUUAGGGCACUCUAUCAUCGGUUUUUAUGUGAUGCAGAUACAGGGCUUACUGUGGAUGGUGCCGUUCCUGAUGAAUUGGGUGCAUCUGAUGAUUGGUGUGAUAUGGGAAGAUUAGAUGGUUUUGGGGGAGGGGGAGGCUCUUCAGUAAGGGAGCUUUGUGCCAGAGCAAUGGCCAUUGUCUAUGAACAACACUUCAGUACAAUUGGUCCUUUUGAGGGUGCUGCACAUAUUACAGUUCUUUUAGAUAGGACAGAUGACAGAGCUUUGAGGCAUCGUCUUCUCCUCCUUUUGAAGGUUUUAAUGAAGGUUCUAUCUAAUGUUGAGGCAUGUGUUUUGGUUGGAGGGUGCGUAUUGGCGGUUGAUUUGCUGACAGUGGUUCAUGAAGCUUCAGAAAGGACUGUUAUUCCUUUACAGUCUAAUUUGUUAGCUGCCACUGCUUUUAUGGAACCACUUAAAGAGUGGAUGCUUCUUGGCAAGGAUGGUGCACAAAUUGGACCAGUCGAGAAGGACGCUAUCAGAAGGUUUUGGUCAAAGAAAGAAAUUGACUGGACAACAAAGUGCUGGGCAUCUGGGAUGGUGGAGUGGAAGAGAUUGCGUGAUAUUCGUGAACUUCGCUGGGCAUUGGCCAUUCGUGUUCCAGUCCUCACGUCAUCUCAGGUAGGGGAUGCAGCAUUGUCCAUAUUACAUAGCAUGGUAUCUGCACAUUCAGACUUAGAUGAUGCUGGAGAGAUAGUUACCCCAACACCAAGGGUAAAACGUAUAUUGUCAAGUCCGCGUUGCCUUCCACAUAUUGCUCAGGCUAUGCUUUCUGGGGAACCAAAUAUAGUGGAGGCUGCUGCAGCACUGCUGAAGGCUGUUGUUACCAGAAAUCCUAAGGCUAUGGUGCGCCUUUACAGCACAGGUGCAUUCUACUUUGCACUUGCAUACCCUGGAUCCAAUCUCCACUCCAUUGCACAACUGUUUUCUGUGACUCAUGUCCAUCAAGCAUUCCAUGGUGGUGAAGAAGCUGCUCUUUCCUCGUCAUUGCCCCUUGCAAAACGCAGUGUGUUGGGUGGCCUUCUCCCUGAAUCCUUGCUGUAUGUACUCGAGCGUAGUGGUCCAGCUGCAUUUGCAGCUGCAAUGGUUUCAGAUUCUGAUACUCCAGAGAUUAUAUGGACACACAAAAUGCGGGCAGAACAUCUUAUUCGUCAGCAGGUUUUACAGCAUCUGGGCGAUUUUCCCCAGAAAUUGUCACAGCACUGUCAUUCUUUAUAUGACUAUGCCCCCAUGCCGCCAGUGACAUACCCAGAAUUAAGAGAUGAAAUGUGGUGUCACCGUUAUUAUCUUCGGAACUUAUGUGAUGAGAUUCGCUUUCCCAAUUGGCCAAUUGUUGAACAUGUUGAGUUUCUGCAAUCAUUAUUGGUAAUGUGGCGUGAAGAGUUAACACGAAGACCUAUGGAUCUUUCUGAAGAAGAAGCUUGCAGAAUAUUAGAGAUAUCACUGGAAGAUGUCUCAAGUGAUGAUGCCAAAAAGAAAUAUUCUUUUGAGACUUCUGAGGAGAUAACUACCAUAUCGAAGCAGAUUGAGAACAUUGAUGAAGAAAAGCUGAAGCGACAGUAUAGGAAACUUGCAAUGAAAUACCAUCCUGACAAGAACCCUGAGGGAAGGGAGAAGUUUCUUGCUGUGCAGAAAGCUUAUGAACGCCUUCAGGCUACCAUGCAAGGCUUGCAAGGUCCUCAGCCUUGGAGAUUACUGCUUUUAUUGAAAGGACAAUGCAUCUUAUACCGAAGAUAUGGAGAUGUACUGGAGCCUUUUAAAUAUGCUGGCUAUCCCAUGUUGCUUAAUGCAGUUACAGUUGACCAAGAUGACAACAAUUUUCUUUCUUCUGAUAGAGCACCUUUGCUUGUUGCAGCAUCAGAGCUUACUUGGCUGACGUGUGCAUCUUCUUCAUUAAAUGGUGAGGAGCUUGUAAGGGAUGGAGGGAUACAACUCCUUGCAAUUCUUCUUUCUCGUUGCAUGUGCAUAGUUCAGCCAACUACUUCUGCUAGUGAACCAUCCGCCAUUAUUGUUACAAAUGUGAUGCGAACCUUUUCUGUUUUGAGUCAGUUUGAGAGUGCAAGGGCUGAGAUGCUUGAAUUAUCUGGACUAGUUGAUGACAUUGUGCACUGCACUGAACUUGAGCUUGUGCCUGAUGCUGUGGAUGCUGCCCUCCAGACUAUUGCACAUGUUUCUGUGACCUCUGGCUUGCAGAACGCCUUAUUGAAGGCAGGUGUACUUUGGUAUCUUUUGCCAUUACUACUUCAGUAUGACUCAACUGCCGAGGAGUCUGAUAAGUCUGAAUCACAUGGUGUCGGUUCUAGUGUUCAAAUUGCAAAAAAUAUGCAUGCUGUUCGAGCAUCUCAGGCCUUAUCAAGACUUAGUGGUUUGUGCUCUGAUGGAAGUUCAACUCCUUAUAAUGCAGCAGCUGCUGAUGUGCUUAGAGCCUUGCUAACUCCUAAACUUGCAAGCAUGUUGAAAGAUCAUUUACCAAAGGACUUGCUAUCCAAAUUAAACACGAACUUGGAGUCUCCAGAGAUUAUCUGGAACUCUUCAACUCGAGCAGAACUACUGAAAUUUGUUGAUCAGCAGCGUGCUAGCAUGGGGCCUGAUGGUUCAUAUGACAUAACAGAUUCACAAACCUUUAAAUAUAAGGCACUAUCCAAAGAACUUUUCAUUGGCAAUGUCUACUUGAGGGUCUAUAAUGAUCAGCCAGACUUUGAGAUCAGUGAACCAGAAGGAUUCUGUGUUGCUCUAAUUGAUUUCAUAUCAUUUUUAGUGCGCAACCAAUUUGGUGCGGAAUCUGAAGAUGCUGAGAAUAAACUUAAUUCCAGCAGCUCAUCUCCUGACACAUCAGAGAUUCAAAAUAGUGAUGCUGAAGUAUCUGAAAAUGGUCAAGUGCCCCAUGAUUCAUUGGCAGUUUCAGAUGAAAAAUCAACAGAUAAAGAAGAGUUGAAACCAGUCAAAAACCUUAAACUGGGAUUGACUUCACUUAAGAACUUACUGACAAGCAGUCCAAAUCUGGCUUCCAUCUUUUCUUCUAAAGAAAAGCUACUACCUCUUUUUGAAUGUUUUUCUGUACCUGUUGCACCAGAGACCAACAUUCCUCAACUUUGCCUCGCUGUUCUUUCUCUCUUGACUACAUAUGCUCCUUGCUUGGAGGCCAUGGUUGCAGAUGGGUCAAGUCUUCUCCUUUUACUACAAAUGCUCCACUCUGCGCCAAGUUGUCGUGAAGGGGUUCUUCAUGUUCUUUAUGCUUUGGCAAGCACUCCAGAGCUUGCUUGGGCAGCUGCCAAGCACGGCGGAGUGGUGUACAUUCUGGAACUUCUCUUGCCUCUACAAAAGGAUAUUCCCUUACAGCAGAGAGCAGCAGCUGCCUCGUUAUUGGGGAAGCUUGUUGGGCAGCCAAUGCAUGGGCCCAGAGUAGCUAUAACACUAGCAAGGUUUCUUCCAGAUGGCCUGGUAUCAGUUAUUAGGGACGGCCCUGGUGAGGCUGUUGUAUCUGCACUUGAACAAACGACAGAGACACCAGAGCUUGUAUGGACCCCAGCGAUGGCAGCAUCUUUAUCUGCGCAAAUUGGUACUAUGGCAUCCGACUUGUACCGUGAGCAGAUGAAAGGUCGCAUUGUUGAUUGGGAUGUCCCUGAGCAGGCUUCUGGACAACAGGAAAUGAGAGAUGAACCACAGGUCGGUGGAAUCUAUGUGAGGCUGUUCCUUAAGGAUCCUAAAUUUCCUCUAAGAAAUCCAAAGAGAUUCUUGGAAGGGCUGUUGGAUCAAUAUUUGUCAUCUAUUGCUGCCACGCAUUAUGACACACAAGCUGUUGAUCCUGAGCUUCCUUUACUUCUUUCUGCUGCUUUAGUUUCGUUAUUGCGAGUGCACCCUGCACUUGCAGAUCAUGUUGGGUAUCUUGGGUAUGUGCCCAAACUUGUGGCUGCUGUGGCAUAUGAGGGUCGACGAGAAACAAUGGCAUCAGAGGAGGUGCAAAAUGGCAACUAUACAGAAAAAACAUACGAGUCUGAUGAUGGGUCUAUACCACCUACACAAACUCCACAGGAACGUGUGCGCCUUAGUUGUUUGCGUGUCCUGCAUCAACUUGCAGCAAGUACAAUCUGUGCUGAGGCCAUGGCAGCUACUAGUGCAGGAACACCUCAGGUUGUUCCACUUCUAAUGAAAGCUAUCGGGUGGCAAGGUGGGAGCAUACUAGCUCUUGAGACACUAAAACGUGUUGUAGUUUCUGGAAAUCGUGCACGGGAUGCAUUAGUUGCUCAAGGACUUAAGGUUGGUCUUGUUGAAGUACUUCUUGGCCUUCUUGACUGGAGGGCUGGGGGAAGGAAUGGACUGUGCUCUCAGAUGAAGUGGAAUGAAUCAGAAGCAUCAAUUGGAAGGGUGCUAGCAAUUGAGGUUUUGCACGCAUUUGCAACAGAAGGAGCACACUGUAAUAAAGUGCGUGAGAUAUUAAAUGCCUCUGAUGUUUGGGGUGCGUAUAAAGACCAGAAACAUGAUCUCUUCCUUCCUUCAAGUGCCCAAUCUGCAGCUGCGGGAGUUGCUGGUUUAAUUGAGAAUUCUUCAUCUAGACUGACUUAUGCCCUUACAGCUCCACCACCACAGCCAACUCAAGCAAGACCACCUGCACAUACCAAAUUCGACUCAAAUGGGAAGCAGGAUCAGCUUUCGUAGGAGUGGUAUUGACAAAUUAGUUUAGAAACAGCAUUACACCUCUGUAUAGCCUCUACUGUACAGCUUUGCUCCCAUUUUAUUUUAUUUUAUUUUAUUUUUAUUGGCUCUCAUACACACCCAGGGUUUGAGUUGGACAACUGAGGCAGCAUUUGCAAUUUUCGAGAAAAAUUUAAGGGGAAUUUUUUGCUUCAUGUAUAGUGUCACUGGACAUUUGUAUAUUUACUUGGCCUAUCGCCUUGGUUGCUAUUAAUAGGUGAGGUUAUUUUUGUGUGAAUUUAUCUUAAUAGCUUUCCUUUUCCUUUUUCUUUUUCGUCUUAUGCCUUUCUUGUUGGGCCUCGUUCUUCAAAUUGUACAUGUAAAUAAAAAGGCAACAAAUUGUACAUAGAAGGAUGGCAUCUGUUAAUUUUGAGGUAUUUGUUGUUUAAGUGAAACAAACAGAUUGAAGCUGAA